AUGGGCAUCAGUGCAAACCACCGCCACAACAUGAAGAGGUUUCACAGUUUCUCGGAGAAGAGUUUUCGGAAAGAAACUAUUUUCCAAAUAAUGUACAUCGUCUACCCUGCCCUGGCCCUGGUCGGUGUGCUCGGUAAUUUACUGACGAUCGUGAUCCUUUCCCGAGAAAACUGUGGUCUGUCCAAACGCAUCACCCGCUAUCUCAUUGCCAUGGCAGCAGCAGACCUGCUGGUGGUCAUCUUCGACGUGAUAUUGACGCGGAUGAAUUUCCUGUACUAUCCCAUCUGCUUCCUGGACCUGACGCCCGUGUGCUCACUGGUCGGCACUAUGUUGUGUGCGGCUGCCGACAGCUCGGUCUGGCUGACCGUCGCCUUCACCUUCGAUCGCUUCCACGCCAUCUGCUACCAAGUGUCGAGCGGCUCAGACUUCCCCGAGAGGAUGGCCGCCGUGGUGAUCGGGGGGGUCUGGGUGCUAAGCUGCGCCACCAACGGGCCCUGGUUCCUGUCCUAUGAGCCAUGGUUCGUGAUCGGAACCGUGUCUUGGUUCUGCAAGGUCAAGGACAGCGUCUACGGUUCCCGCCCGUGGGCGGUGUUUCACUGGUUGGACAUCACGCUGACCCCAUUUAUUCCUUUCUGUCUGAUUUUAACCCUCAACGUGCUGACCGUCAGGCACAUUUUAGUUGCCAAUAAAAUCCGCAGGAACCUGCUGGGCCCUGGCCGUGGCGAGCGGAAGAUUUCCGACGCGGAAACAGAGAACCGUAGAAAAUGCGUAGUUUUACUCUUUGCCAUUUCCGGCAGCUUCAUGUUGCUGUGGAGCGCGUACGUUGUGUUUGUGAUCUACGGACAAGUAGUCAAUUAUUACUACACAGGUUACAACCACCCAAUCUACAUCCUGUACCACGCGGCCAUCAUGCUCCAGCUUUCAAACAGCGCCACAAACACGUGCGUUUACGCGGUGACCCAGACGAAAUUCAGAGAGGAGGUGAAGAAGGCAGUGAAAUAUCCUUUUGUUUUAAUGUUAACCGUGUUUGAACCGUGA
Messenger RNA from Callorhinchus milii (elephant shark), 1038 nucleotides. Its product is annotated as probable G-protein coupled receptor 139. Gene Ontology annotation, cellular component: membrane. The transcript has 2 exons. NCBI's taxonomy places the organism in Eukaryota, Metazoa, Chordata, Chondrichthyes, Chimaeriformes, Callorhinchidae. The record is from RefSeq and is a predicted model, not a curated record. Gene Ontology annotation, molecular function: G protein-coupled receptor activity. Gene Ontology annotation, biological process: G protein-coupled receptor signaling pathway. Bases 1 to 1038 code for a protein of 345 amino acids.